CGGCCAAACAGGUAGAGUCUGCCUCAACGUCCAUGUCUAGUUUGCAAGGCUAUGUCGACCGUCGCGUCACUCUUAUUCUGCAGGACGGACGCGUGAUCAUUAAAGGGCAUCCUAGCCGGUUUUGACCAAAAGUCGAACGUGGUCUUAUCAGAAUCCAAGGAGCGAGUCUAUAGCAUGGAGGAAGGCGUGGAGGAGGUCCCUCUAGGACUGUACCUGGUAAAAGGCGACAUGAUCGUUCUCAUAGGCGAAGUUGACGAUGCAAUCGAUCAGGCUGUCGAUCUGAGCGCGACUCGGGCGGAGCCGAUACCACCGAUUCGCUAUUAGCGCAUAACCAAUCUCGACGACUGCCCCAUUGGACCAAGGGAUGCGCAAAAGGGCCGACGUUUGGAGUGCAAUUGAACGAAUGAUCACGUUGUCCGUCGCGUUGACGAGCAUUCAAAAUGGCCCAAAGAACUUCUGCUGCAAAUGGAGCCUCGCGCGAUCGCGAUUGACUGUCUGUCCUCAUCCGCGUAUUCAAGGUCAGGGCGUUAUGUCUUGCAGUGUCGGGUGGAAGCACGCAGGAGAUCGCCUGUACUUGAUGUCUCACAAAACUACAACGAGCUACAGUAGCUGUCUGCGAAUAGCAUCGGUCGAAAUAUCGAUUUGGAACUUCUUACUUCGUCUCAUCCUUCCCUGCCACCUUUCGUUGGGUAUCUUUGUCAAUGUGCGACCUCACGCAGGAGAUUCAUGUUCCCCGCAUAUACUUCAAAAAAAAUAAUCAUCUGCCCUCCCCCCAGUGUGCGCAAUGAUGAUUGUGCUCAGCAGCCUCCGCCCGCCAACUUUUCAUCUUUACAAGAGAUCAAGUCAACACUCGUGUUCGGGAGGCGAUCAGAGUAUCCAUGAUGUGAACGCGCUGAGGGCCGAGAUUGGCACGAAUAACGGCCCGUGUACCGCGGCAUCGCCACGUAAACAGUUGGGCUUGAGAAAUUGUGGAGAAGUUUGCCGCGAAUGAAGUCUCCGUAGAUAGAACUCGACGCGUUGAGGGCAGAUUGCAUUGAGCGGUGACUACUACCGCGCUGUCUCGGCUUAUUCCGAGAGAGACGACUGCUGGACCACAGCAAUUUAUCGCGCUUCUCAUCGUGACACGGAAGAAGCCCUCCGAUUCUUGACAUAUUGCACUGCCACUCAAAGCGCCCUCACACACACGGCCAUCUGUCUCCCUUUCCCAUUUCCUGUCCUGCAUUGAACCCAGUCACUCGUUACCACUAUGUCAUCCAUCCAAGACGACAAAAUCCAAUCCGUUUCUCUGACCUCGCUCAAAGAUGAUGAGGGAGAGUCAUUCUCCAACUCGUUACCCGCCCCCGUCUCCGUCACCCCCGCCGCCAAACCGAAACCGAAAGUGCCCAUCUUCGUCAUCAUACCUGUCUGGAUGGCCCUCUCCGUCUCCGUCAUUCUCUACAAUAACUACUUGUACUCCGAUCUUGAAUUCAAGUAUCCCGUAUUCCUCGUUACAUGGCAUCUCACGUUCUCUGCCAUCGGUACCCGUGUGUUACAGCGAACGACAAACCUCCUAGACGGAACGAAGGACAUCAACAUGAGCAAGGACAUGUUCCUCCGGUCCAUUCUCCCCAUUGGCGUGCUUUUCAGUGGCAGUCUCAUUCUCAGCAACACCGCGUACCUUUAUCUCAGCGUGUCGUACAUCCAAAUGCUCAAGGCGUUCAAUGCCGUCGCCGUCCUGAUCAUCUCAUGGGCAUUCCGCAUCUCAGAGCCGAAUCGCAAACUCGGCGUGAUCGUCUUCAUGAUCUCGUUCGGUGUCGCGCUUACAUCCACCGGCGAACGGCAUUUCCUUCUGCUCGGUUUCAUUAUCCAAGCUGCCGCGGUCGGCUUCGAGGCUGCCAGACUUGUGAUGAUUGAGGUCUUGCUUCACGGCAUGAAGAUGGACCCGCUGGUUUCGCUUCACUACUAUGCGCCCGUUUGCGCCAUGAUCAAUCUCGUGUUCCUCCCCUUCACCGAGGGACUGCAGCCCUUCUACGAACUUGCCCGCAUCGGACCGCUCAUCUUGAUCAGCAACGCAGCGGUCGCCUUCUUGCUCAACGUGGCCGCCGUGUUUUUGGUUGGGGUGGGCAGCGGACUGGUGCUCACGCUGGCCGGUGUGCUCAAGGACAUUCUGUUGAUCACUGGAUCUGUCAUCCUUUUCAGUGCUCAGGUUUCACCUUUGCAAGUUUUCGGUUAUUCGAUUGCUCUCGCCGGACUUGUGUUCUUCAGAACGAUGGGAAAGUAGAGGUCGGGGUGUCUUUGCUCUGUACGAUGGAACAUUUGGAGUAUUACAUGGCACAUAUCAUAGACUCAGCUUGCUGGCAGCUCUAGUUAUAGAACACUUGUGCGAUUUCUUUCGGUACUUAUACAACCAUGUAUUUCGACUCGAUAGACGCCUUCUAUUCGGUUCACAAGGCGCGCGCGUAAUUGAAACGUUUGGGUUUAUUGA
Mycena citricolor is the source of this 2464-nucleotide messenger RNA. NCBI's taxonomy places the organism in Eukaryota, Fungi, Basidiomycota, Agaricomycetes, Agaricales, Mycenaceae. The record is from the annotation of a GenBank genome assembly.